AUGGCGUUCGAGAAGAUCAAGGUCUCCAACCCAAUCGUCGAGAUGGACGGUGAUGAGAUGACCAGGGUAUUCUGGCAGUCUAUCAAGGACAAGCUUAUUUUUCCAUUUCUUGAUCUGGACAUCAAGUACUAUGAUUUGGGGAUACUGCACCGUGACGCAACUGAUGACAAGGUCACAGUGGAGGCUGCAGAGGCUACUCUCAAGUACAAUGUGGCUAUUAAGUGUGCGACCAUCACUCCAGAUGAAACUCGGGUUAAGGAGUUCAAUCUGAAGCACAUGUGGAAGAGCCCAAAUGGCACAAUUAGGAACAUUAUAAACGGCACUGUGUUCAGAGAGCCGAUUAUAUGCAAAAACGUGCCAAGGCUUGUUCCAGGAUGGACUAAGCCCAUCUGCAUUGGGAGGCAUGCCUUCGGUGAUCAGUACCGAGCUACUGAUGCGGUUCUGAAGGGGCCUGGGAAGCUGAAGCUAGUUUUUGAGGGAAAAGAAGAACAGAUUGAUCUGGAGGUGUUCAACUUCACUGGCGCUGGAGGAGUUGCCUUGUCUAUGUACAACACUGACGAGUCAAUUCGAGCUUUUGCCGAGGCUUCUAUGACAACUGCUUAUGAGAAGAAAUGGCCGCUCUACCUUAGCACCAAAAACACAAUCCUGAAAAAAUACGAUGGCAGGUUUAAGGACAUUUUCCAGGAGGUCUAUGAAGCUGGCUGGAAAUCCAAAUUUGAGGCUGCUGGAAUAUGGUAUGAGCAUCGUCUUAUUGAUGACAUGGUUGCGUAUGCGCUUAAGAGUGAAGGAGGCUAUGUGUGGGCUUGCAAGAACUACGAUGGAGAUGUGCAGAGUGAUUUCUUAGCUCAAGGUUUUGGCUCUUUGGGUCUGAUGGCAUCAGUGUUGGUGUGCCCUGAUGGAAAAACCAUUGAAGCUGAAGCUGCCCAUGGCACAGUUACCCGUCAUUUCCGUGUUCACCAGAAAGGAGGUGAAACCAGUACGAACAGCAUUGCUUCAAUCUUUGCAUGGACAAGAGGACUUGCACACAGGGCAAAGCUGGAUGACAAUGCUAGGCUACUCGACUUUGCUCUCAAACUCGAGGCUGCUUGUGUUGGAACUGUGGAGUCUGGGAAGAUGACUAAAGAUCUUGCACUUCUUGUUCAUGGAUCUUCCAACGUCACAAGGAGCCAUUACCUGAACACUGAAGAGUUCAUCGAUGCAGUUGUUACUGAGCUCCGAUCAAGAUUAGGAGCCAAUUGA
Miscanthus lutarioriparius is the source of this 1239-nucleotide messenger RNA. NCBI's taxonomy places the organism in Eukaryota, Viridiplantae, Streptophyta, Magnoliopsida, Poales, Poaceae. The record is from the annotation of a GenBank genome assembly.